GCCCUCGCCCGGGAGCUGUGAGGCUGCGGGAGCGCUGCCGCAAUAGCCGCCUCAGCAGCCGCGGAGCCGCUCGCCUUACGUCUGCCGUCGCUGAACCGCUCCCGGCCGAGGAGGCUGCAGCCGGAGCCAGGAGCCCUCAGCCCUCGCCUCGAGCUCGCCCUCGCCCUCCGAGGGCGUCCCAGGCCGCGCCAUGGUGAAGGUGACAUUCAACUCGGCUCUGGCCCAGAAGGAGGCCAAGAAGGACGAUCCCAAGUGCGGCGAGGAGGCACUCAUCAUCCCGCCCGACGCUGUCGCGGUAGACUGCAAGGACCCAGAUGAAGUGGUACCAGUUGGCCAGAGAAGAGCCUGGUGUUGGUGCAUGUGCUUUGGACUAGCAUUUAUGCUCGCAGGUGUCAUUCUAGGAGGAGCAUACCUGUACAAAUAUUUUGCACUUCAACCAGAUGACGUGUACUACUGUGGAAUAAAGUAUAUCAAAGAUGAUGUCAUCUUAAACGAGCCUUCUGCAGAUGCCCCAGCUGCUCGCUACCAGACAAUUGAGGAAAACAUUAAGAUCUUUGAGGAAGAUGAGGUUGAAUUCAUCAGUGUGCCUGUCCCAGAAUUUGCAGAUAGUGAUCCUGCCAACAUUGUUCAUGAUUUUAACAAGAAACUCACAGCCUAUUUAGAUCUUAAUCUGGAUAAGUGCUAUGUGAUUCCAUUGAACACUUCCAUUGUUAUGCCACCCAGAAACCUACUGGAGUUACUUAUUAAUAUAAAGGCUGGAACCUAUUUGCCUCAGUCAUACUUGAUUCAUGAACACAUGGUUAUCACUGAUCGCAUUGAAAACAUCGAUCACCUGGGUUUCUUUAUUUACCGACUGUGCCAUGACAAGGAAACCUACAAACUGCAACGCAGAGAAACCAUCAAAGGUAUUCAGAAACGUGAAGUCAGCAAUUGUGUUACAAUUCGGCAUUUUGAGAAUAAAUUUGCUGUGGAAACUGAAAUUUGUUCUUGAACAGUCAAGAGAAACAUUAUUGGAGAAAAAUUUAAUGUUGCAGCAUAACCCCACCCUUUGUAUUUUGUGCAGUGAUUAUUUUUUAAGAUCUUCUUUCAUGUAAGUAGCAAACAGGGCUUCACUAUCUUUUCAUCUCAUUAAUUCAAUUAAAACCAUUACCUUUAAAAAAAUCUUUUCUUCUUUCCAAGUGUGGUGUCUUUUAUCUUGAAUUGGUAGUUGUAUGAAGUCACAGAUAAUAAUACACUUUACCAUAGAUCUUAUGUGUUAGGAAGAAUUUGAAUUUCUUUGAUUUUUAUGUUUGAAUAUGCAUUUUUCAGAGGAGGGGUUAUCUAAAGAAAAAUCAUAUAUAUGCAUACGUAAGAAUGGACCACAGUGACUUAUUUAGUAGUUGUUAGCUGCCCUGCUACUUAGUUUGUUAGAGCAUUUGAGCACACAUUUUAAUUUUCCUCUAAUUAAAAUGUGCAGUAUUUUCAGUGUCAUAUUUAACUACUUAGAGUAUGAUUUCCACCUUGAUGUUUUAAUAUCCUAGACAUCUGCUGUAAUAUUUUAGAAAAUGUUUGGAAUUUAAGAAAUUACUUGUGUUACUAAUUUGUAUAACCCAUAUGUGUGCAAUGGAAUAUAAAUAUCACCAAGUUGUUUGACUAAAA
Messenger RNA from Suricata suricatta (meerkat), 1638 nucleotides. RefSeq names its product integral membrane protein 2B (gene ITM2B). The transcript has 6 exons. Bases 191 to 991 code for a protein of 266 amino acids. Gene Ontology annotation, biological process: negative regulation of amyloid precursor protein biosynthetic process. NCBI's taxonomy places the organism in Eukaryota, Metazoa, Chordata, Mammalia, Carnivora, Herpestidae. The record is from RefSeq and is a predicted model, not a curated record. Gene Ontology annotation, cellular component: Golgi apparatus; extracellular exosome; plasma membrane. Gene Ontology annotation, molecular function: amyloid-beta binding.